AUGGCUAUCCAAGAAGAAACCAUGGUCACUGAAUCAUCACUGUCUAGUGAUCCACCUAUCACUAUUGGGUUGGCCGUGAGCAGCUCCAAGUCCAGCAAGUAUGCAGUGAGAUGGGCUCUGAAAAACUUUGGUACCAGAGAGAGGACAAGGUUCAUGCUCAUCCAUGUCCGACAAAAGGUCACACUUGUCCCAAUCCCGAUGGGAAACUAUGUUCCUGUUGAUCAAUUGAGGGAUGACAUUGCUAGUGCAUACGAAAAGGAAGUUGAAUGUGAGGCCCAAAAUAUGCUCCUUAUGUACAGGAACAUGUGUGAUGGGAAGGUUGAAGCUGAAGUAUUGGUUGUCAAGGGUGAUGAUGUGGCAGAAACUAUUUCAGGUGUUGUCUUAGCAUGCCAAAUCCACAAGCUUUUUGUUGGUGUCUCUUCUCAGGGCAACUUUAUGAGGAAGUCCAAGGGCAAUAGGACGUCCUCUCGCAUAUGCAAGUGUGUUCCAAGCUUUUGUAUGGUGUAUGCUAUUUCAAAAGGUGGGUUGUCCAUGGUUUAUUCUCCCGGAUCAGAAAGUGACAACAGUUCUAAGAUGCUCCAGGUCAACGAGAGUUCUAACAGUGAGCUUUCUUCAGAUAAGUCAUCAGUAUCAGAUAUUACACCUUCCACAAUUUCCAGAUCCAACUCGCUCGGUGGGAAUCUGGACAGUCCCCCCUCUGCACAUCAUAAUUGGUCACACUGUUUACAAGGACAUCUCUCUGGAAGCACUUUAACAUCUACUGUUGAUAAAGAUCAAAGUAUCAGUCCUUGUACUGAUGGAUCUAGUAACUCAUGGAUCUCAGAAAAAAGUCCAACAGUGAGCAGGGCACUGCAAGAAUUGAUGCUCUCAGAGGACGAGGCAAGCACUCCUUGUGCCAGUGGUCAAAUUUCUGCAUCUACUAAUUUGCCUGUCUCCGACAAAGCUCUAACUGUAAAGAGUGCGCUGCAGGGAUUGAUGCUUUCAGAGGACAAGGCAAGCACUCCUUGUGCUAGUGGUCAAAUAUCUGGAACUAGUAACUUGCCCAUCACAGGCAAAGCUCCAACUGUAAGCAAUGCACUGCAGGAAUUGAUGCUUUCAGAAGACAAGGAUAAUGUCAAUUUUGAGCUUGAAAAACUCAGGAUUAAACUAGGACAUAUGAAAGGAGUGUGCAAACUCGUUCAGGACGAGUCUACCAGUGCUUCUCAGCAAAUGAUUGACCUAGUUGAAAGACGUGCUCAAGAGGAAGCUCGGCUGGUGGAGGUCCACUACAGGAUCAACACUACCAUUGAAGCAGCACGGAAAGAGAGGGAGCAGCAGUAUGCUGUAGAGGCGCAAGCCAGGCAUGUGAGGGACCUUGCAAAAGAAGAAGCUUUGAAAAGGCAGAAUUUGCAACUUAGGGCAUCAAGGGAGGCUGAUAAUAUGCAAAAGCUGGAGAAACUUCUUGAAUUGGGAGGCAAGUCAUAUAUAAUAUUUACAUGGGAGGAGAUGGAAUCUGCUACAUCAUCGUUUUCAGAGGCACUUAAGAUUGGAUCGGGAGCUAAUGGGACAGUGUACAAGGGCAAAAUCCACCAGAAGACUGUGGCCAUAAAAGUACUCAAAUCUGAUGACAGCCGCAUUACCAAACAUUUCGAACAGGAGCUUCUGACUGCAAAUUCACCAAUGGGGCUAGUUGACACUGUUGAGCGAGCAGUGGAAGAGGAUUGCCUUAUUGACAUCCUGGACCAGCGUGCAGGAAAGUGGCCUGUGCGAGAAGCGCAUGAGCUAACUCAGCUUGGCCUAAGUUGUUUGGAAAUGCGAAGCAAGGAUCGACCUGACCUGAAGUCUAAGGUUCUUGUAGUUUUAGAGCGGCUGAACAAUAUUGCCAGCACUGCCUGUGACUCAGUGCAGGCAGUCCCAACUGCACCACCAAGCCAUUUUAUCUGCCCUAUACUCAAGAGGGUAAUGCAGAAUCCAUGCAUCGCAUCUGAUGGGUACUCAUAUGAGCGGGUUGCGAUUGAGAUGUGGCUUCAUGAGAAUGAUGUGUCACCAUUGACGAAGGCACGACUUCCUGACAAAAACUUGGUGCCCAAUCAUGCUCUGCUAUGCCUGAUCAAUUGUUGGAAGGGAGAAGCAGGAGCUACUGGGCUCAUUCGCUGA
This is a messenger RNA of Miscanthus lutarioriparius, 2136 nucleotides long. The record is from the annotation of a GenBank genome assembly. NCBI's taxonomy places the organism in Eukaryota, Viridiplantae, Streptophyta, Magnoliopsida, Poales, Poaceae.